AACUGAGUAUCUGCUGUACCAGACUUUGAUUUCCCCGAGUCUUCACUCUGUGUUUAAAAAAAGCCCAACAGUGAUGCUUAACCUUUUAAAGUUGUCUUUUACCAAGUAGCCUGUGCCGGAUUUUGGGUUGUACAGCCUUAAUUUUCUGAGUAGCGUUUUGGAAAGGCUUGUUUCUUUUUCUUUCCUUCAGCUUGUCUUAUCUUUCCACUUCUUUUUUUGUCGUUGUGCCUCUCACAAACAUGCAGUUUCAAGGCUGGCACAGAACACCGUCCUUUGCCUCACCCACCUUGCUGUGGAGGAAACUGCUGCGCUAGGAAGUCAGUUCUAACGGACCCCUUGGUUUUGUACUGAACCUUUUUCGUAAGCCUUUUUCGGGGACAGUUUUUAUCCAGCUCCUUUUUCUGAUUGUAAUUAAGCAGCACAGCCGAGGAGACUGGUGCUGUUUUUUUCCUCUGAAGACAAUGCCUCUAAAUGAGUAACCUGGCGUAUAAACUGCUCAAAACAAAUUACUCCUACUUCCCUCUGAUACUAAGAUGCCUGAAGUAAGCUUUGAAUUUGCAGGCAGUCAAGCCUGUUUCCUUUGGCAAGAGGUUUGAUCUGAACUGGCGUGCUGAGCCCUGGAGAGCUACUGUGGGGUUUUUGUGGUUUUUUAUUUUUUUGUGGGGUGUGGUGGGUUUUUUUUGUUGUUUUUUUUUUUUUUGCAGGGCUCAGGUUUUGCUUACAGCCAGUAUCACUGGAUUUUUUUAAAAUUCAUCUGACAACCCCUUGCCUUCUCCCCUGCUAUCAGAACUUGUACCUUCUCUGGAAGUAAGGUGCAAAGUGAUUCCUGUAGGAAUAAACGCUCUCCUGUGGUUCUGUAACGCAUUGGACUGAGACAGCCGUUCUGGAACAGACAUGGAAGAGUUAAACCCAAGCAGCUGCUGCUUUAUUUGAAGUGGCUUGUAAUUUUCUUCCUUUGAUGCAGAGUGAGGAAUGUAAUCAAGAUGGCUGAAUAGAGAAUUUUAAGUAUAUUUUGGUGAGACAGCAGGGAAGGGAAAUAGAGGGCAGUUUCUUGCUGGGUGAGGAAAUUAAAUAUAAAAACCUAGAGCUGAAUUGCCACUAAACUGGUAUCUUAUCAUAUUUGAGUGCUGUUUAAAAUAGUACUUAACUCGAUUCUCAGAAAAAAUAGCAGCUGCUUAUGUGAGGAAACAGCAACUGUUUAGUAAUAUAAUGCAAUAGAACGGUUUUCUCAGUCGAGAAGAUUGCAUCUAGCAGGCAGGAGGCGUUAAUCUGUGAACAUGAGUAACUGCCAGUAUUUCGUUUGAGUAAUUGAGUUUUGUUUGCCGAUGACAGCGGGGUUAACAGUCCUUUCUUCAUUAGGUGAAUGCCGAGAUGCACAGAAAUCGGAUCAUACGUUGGAUCCCUUCCCAUCCUGUCUUCCCCCCGCCAACCCAGCUUUGAAUGUUUGCUUCAGUGUAAGUUGUGUGCAAGGGUGAGAUCCUUUCUUAAGACGUUUUUCAGCUCCUAAGGAGGAGGCAGGCUUCCUUUUAUCUCGAGGAAUGAUUUCCUGGAACACGUCCUGGCUUCGCGUGUGCGACCUAAGCGUGCCGUGAGCUCCUGUUCCAAGCCCCUGCCAUGAUUUUAAUGCUGUGUGACAGAUCACCUGCCAUCGCCGCUCUCUUUGAGAGCAGUGAGAGCAUCAUCCUCUUUGCGUUUUGCAACUUAAGAUCUUAAAAAUCUUCGUGCUGGGUCUAGGGAACGUGAGAAAAACGCCUGUUAGGGCACAGAGGACAAUGCAUCUGCAGGCGUCCUUGCGUGGUUUAGUGCACUGCCAGGGUCCUGGGGUGUCUGGGCAGUCGGGUGGCCCUUCUUUUCUUCUGGUGAUGUUCUGGUCAGGAGGAAGGGAGCUGGCCUAACGCAGAAGACCCCAGGGAGGGUGCAGAGCCGUGAGCCGGCUCUUGGUGCCAUCCAGCUGCUCUGCCUGGCGUAGGCACUUGGCAGGAGCAGGCUGCCGACGGUGGAACUAAUGAGGCUUAAUUAAACAAAGCCUUUAGAAGUAAAUGCUGUGACAUGCUGGCAACAAGUUUCUUUAACCUAUCACAAAGCAAGUGUGCUGUUUACUUUAGGAGUCAGCUUCUUGGUGCUGUAUCUCUGAGAGAAUAAUUGUGCUCACGUUUGAAAGUUGCUCUUGGGCAGUUCCUGCUCUGGCUGGGUUGAUGCAAAGCCUGGGUCGCAGGGUCAGGUUAAUUAAAUCUCAGUGUAGCUGAGCUGGUUCUGUAUAGAUUGGCUGCUGCUUUCUUCAGAAGUGGUAUGUGUGACAGGCAAAGGCACAAGUGGCCAUGAUACACUACAGCAACUACAGGUGUAAUGAGUGAAUUAAUGCUGAGCUGCCUGGUCGUUUUCUCAGUUUGACUUGGAAAGUGUUUGCUGCUCUUUCCCACCUCGGCCAGUAUACCAGCAAGGCGUUUCUCAAAAGCAGGUCCCCGUUUAAGCAGCUGUUACAGAGCCAGCUCUUGAGGAAACUUUGCUUCCUAAAGGAUUUUUCUGACAUGUCUUCAUCAAAGGAGCCUUUUUGCUUACAGAGUGGCUUUAGUUACGAAGUGAUGGACUCCAAGUGCUUCCAAGGCUAAACUGUGCCUUAGUAGAUCAGACCUGGUUCCUAAUACUGUGGUGUUUUCCCCACGAUGUAAGAGGGGGGAGUCUUGGGGUGAGAGUCAGUCUGGAGUGAGAGCCCCCGGCUGUGCCCCCACCUUCGGCACGGCAGGCUGGGGCUGUCCGGCUCUGCUCGGCCCCCGUGCGAGGGGGGAGAGCUGUUCUGCGUUUUUGGAGGCACGGUUGGUAAGAGUUGCGAGGAGACCUCUUUGGAGGUGACGGCUGUUUGCUGACAGGGCUGGGUGCUGUGCUGGGACGGUAUCUUGAUUUUUCCUGUUAAUGUUUUUAGCUGCUAGUCGAUCGCUGAGGUGACAGCUAAUGUGGAAUUAGCUAGGAGUUAAAGAACAGGGAAUUUGAAAGAGAAGCUACCUUAGACUGCUUCGCUAAAAGUACCUUUAUUCAGGAUAAAAACUUGUCAAAGUGGUGUUCGGUAUCCUCUUUGGUUCUACAUGUAACCUCUACUGAAAGCCUGAAAACUGUGCUUUGUCUGGCAAUGUCAGAAAGCAAAACUUCAAGAUUUGUGCAAGCUUUUCAUUUUUGUGUGUAUGUUACCUUUUUUUCUUUUUCUUUUUUUUUUUCUUGUUUUUUUCUCUGUGUGGACACAAAGGAAUUUUGCAGUGGAAAGUGAAUGCCAUUUUUGCAGCACUUGCAGCUGGGCGGCUCGGGACAGGGGGGAGGAACUGGUUUAGGGUCAUAUGUUUGAGCCGUGACUCAGUGCCUGUGCGGUGAAUUGAAGUGUCUUUUAUUCAGAGAUCAAGCACACUAAAUUUCCUUGCUGAUCUGCAUUGAAGACCCUGAAAUCCCACUCGAAUGUUUGAUGUUUCACCCUUUCCAUCCUAUCGCCUAAUUCCCAAGCGACUUACCCUGUCAGCCGCAGUCUUCCAGUGCCACGUUUUUCUUGGCUGACAGAGGAUGGACCUGGUGAGUGGGGGACCUGGUGUGUGGGCAGAGACAGACCUCACCUGUGUGAAAUCCAGAGGCAAUUAGCAAGAGGGAAGAGCAGAGAGCAGAGCAGCCUGUUUUAUGAGCAGAGAGGGUCCGUCCGCAAGAGCAGAGAGAGCUCGGCUUCCCUCUUGCAUCUGGCAGCAAGUCACAGCCUGGCCGCUGCAGAAGGGAUUGACUGGGAUUCUGUAGCGGGCGCAGAUCAACAAGGGAUGAAGAGCUGCCGAGAGAGGAAGGCUUGCAGCAAAGCCUUCCCAGCUCGCUCGAGUGCCGGAGGUGAGUGCCAGCUCUUUCAUGAGCAGCAGGCUGCGGAGAAAGAAAAGUGGGGUGGGAGGCGAGAGGGGAAGAAACGAAACGCCACGCUGUCAGGAGGAGACUUGGAAAGGGACGAGAGCUUCGAGCAGUUUUCCUUGUGCUGGGUUGCCUGGCUGGGUACGAGAGCUGGGAGGACUGCAGCUGGUGCUUCCGAGAUGUCAGCGGAGCCGUGAAAAGGGGGUUUGGAUGCUGGUGGAGUCUUGGAACAGCUGUGAAACCUCUCAAGGGACUGGAACAAAGGGCAACCCAUGGAUGGUUUUUACUCCUCCGCAGAAGGAGGUGGGCAGGGUGGGAUCAACGACACCAGCAGUAGGAAGAGCUGGGCAGAGGAAGGCAACUCAGAGUUGUUCUUCCGUGUGGUGACAGCUGCCUUACUUUUCCUUCUCAUCCUCUCCACGCUCCUGGGCAACACCCUGGUGUGUGUGGCUGUGGUCAAGUUCAGACACUUGCGCUCUAAGGUCACCAAUUUCUUCGUUAUCUCCUUGGCAGUGUCCGACCUCUUUGUGGCUCUACUGGUGAUGCCCUGGAAGGCUGCCACCGAGGUGGUGGGCUUCUGGCCCUUUGGGGCUUUCUGUGAUGUUUGGGUGGCUUUUGAUAUCAUGUGCUCCACAGCCUCCAUCCUCAACUUGUGCAUCAUCAGCGUGGACCGUUACUGGGCCAUUUCCAAUCCCUUCCGCUAUCAGAGGCAGAUGACACAGCACGUGGCUUUUGUCAUGAUCGGAGUGGCUUGGCUACUGUCCCUCUUGAUUUCUUUCAUCCCUGUGCAGCUGAAGUGGCACAAGGAUCGUGAGCGACUUAGCCUGCGGGAGCCAGGUUUGAACGUCACCAGGGAGGAGGAGAACUGUGAUUCCAGCCUCAACAGGACUUACGCCAUCUCGUCGUCUCUCAUUAGCUUCUACAUCCCUGUUGCCAUCAUGAUUGUGACGUACACUCGCAUCUUCCGCAUUGCUCGGCGGCAGAUCCGCAGGAUCUCCUCCCUGGAGAGGGCGGUGGAACAUGCCCAAAAUUGCCACAGCAACGACUGCCCUCACGAGGCCUCCCUGAAGAACUCCUUCAAGAGGGAGACCAAGGUCCUCAAGACCCUUUCCAUCAUCAUGGGCAUCUUUGUCUUCUGCUGGCUGCCCUUCUUUGUGCUCAACUGCAUGGUGCCCUUCUGUAGUGCUGACCUCCAUGAGCCAGGAGAGCUACCUUGUGUCAGCGAGGUGGUCUUCAACACCUUCGUCUGGUUCGGGUGGGCCAACUCUUCUCUCAAUCCGAUCAUCUACGCCUUCAAUGCAGAUUUCCGGAGAGCUUUUGCAACCAUCUUGGGCUGUGGCUGCCUUUGCCCCAGCAAUGCAGUGGAGACAGUGAACUUCAGCAACCAGCUGGUCUCCUACCACCAUGACACCACCUAUCAGAAGGAAGUGGUGACCCUCAGCUGCCCCCAGCUCCUUCCCCAUGCUGUUCUGCCCAUGGAAAACAACGAGGUGUCCUUUGACCGUGUUUCUCAGGUCUCCAAGCCCACUCGCAACACCUGCCCUGUGGAUGCCUUGCCUGCCGCCAUGCACCAGGAGUGUGAAACGACCAUCUCGCUGGAGAAGAUCACACCUUUCACCAGCAAUGCGUUCGAUUGAGGCAGGGUUGGGAAAAGGGUGGCGGGAUGGUCCCGAGGAGAGACGGAGGCUGGCACAAUAUUGCCCGUUUCCGGAGGAGUUUGAGGGUGAUGUGGCUAUUGCACGCUCUGUCUGGGCAGGAGUUUGUAUGCAAUAGGCAGAGUGAUUUUCCACGUGGCUGAAGGGGUUCAGAUCCGUGGGUUUGUAACAUUCUGUUUCAGACUCAGCCCUGGCGGGCAGUUGAGAUCUGUGUCGCUGCUCUCUCUAGUUGACCCAUGGGAAAACGCUUUUCACAAAAGAUGACAGUGGAAGGGCUGGAAUUCCACGUUCCUUGUGACUUCAGCUGGGAAAGCAGAGACUUACGUGGUCUGCGGAGCCUCUCCGUAGUCAGCGAAGCGGAAGCGCGGCUGUGCUGGUGGAGAGAGAGGCUGCUUUUGCCACUGCCUGUGUCUAACAGGCCAUCAACCCGCGCCUGCUAAAUGGACACAAGCCAAAUGCAACUGCUUACUUGGUGAUAACUGCUGCUGGCGUAACGAGAUAAUCCUGCCCUGUGCUCAGCGGGAUGGUGCUGUGCUGGGUAGCAGCCUUUAGCUAGGGAAACCCACUAGGAAGGAGGUAAUGGCCUUGCUGGGAGAACUCGUAGGCUCACCUCUGUCUCUUUGUUGCUCAGGCAAAUGAUCCUGCAGGUCUGAACAGGUAAGCAGCCACCUUCCCUGGAGCCCGAGGCUGUGCUUGGUAGCAGCUUGUCUGGAGCGUGUUGGAUUCCGGGAAGGAUUCGCACGCUGAAGGUCUGCUCCGGCCCCUGGAGCCAGAGCCAGCCUCUCUCAGCUGGGCCGGGCGCAGCUGAGGGCUGAGCUGAGCAAGGUGAGCUGUGCUUUAGCCCCAGGAUGCCGGGCCGUUUGCUUGGAGCCUUCCGGAACGAGGGCGCCUGAGCAACGAGAGCAGAGGAGAAAAAUCAGAUGUUAAAGAAAGAACGUUUGUUGGUUUGGUUUCUGUGCCUCUGCCACAUCUUCCGUCAGUCAGGUCCUCCUUUCCCUCAACUCUUUCUUCCCCCUUUCACUUUGUUCUCCCUCUGAUUCCCUUCCUCCCCCAUUUCAUUAAGGAUCCUCCCCUUGCUGUCUCAUUUCAAUAAUAACGGCUUCUGUGGCAGUGCUCUUUGCUCACCUGUACUCUUUAAUUAGCCUCUCCUGUGUGUAUGGGGGCUUGUGUCUGGUUAGCUGGGGGGGAAAUGGCAAGUGCACGGCCCCCAGGGUCUCCCUGCCAGCUCCGACACGGCCCCCAGGGUCUCCCUGCCAGCUCCGACACGGUUGACUUAAGAAAGGCGUUUUGAUCGGUGCCUGGUUAAACGCCGCAGCAGCGAGCGGCACAUCCACGUCGUCUUGAAUCCGAGACAUCUUUAGCUCUCUGGCACGGCAGAAAAGCCUCCUCCCCUCCCUAGCAAACGUUAACAAAGAGAAAAAUCAGAAGGUGAUAAUUGCAGAGUAACGGUAAUUAUUAAAUAGAGCCAAAUUAUAGUCGAGUUCCAGCAUCAGCAGUGUGGGAGGGGAGCAGAGCUCACCAGAUCUCAAAGGUCGAUGCUUGCUUAGAAAAAUCGAAGCGCUGAUAAGACUCAACCUCAUGUAGAACCAUCUCCGCGUGCAGCAGCGGUGGCUGGCAGGACCGAGACAGUCCUGGGGUUUUUCAGCUCUGGGAGGUCGGCACAGCCUAACUUAGGGAAGGAGUUGUUGUUCUGACACAGGGACAAUGCCCUGGCGCGUUUCUAGGAGGCCCAACGUGACUGACUUCAUUCGAACGUUGCUGCAGUAUAUAUGUAUACAUAAAAUAAUUUCCCACAGCCGAAGCAGGAUGUUGUAGAGCGUGUGGCAUGGUUGUGCUUUACUUGAGGACUCCUGGCUUGGUGGUGAGCGGGAGUCAAGAGUACCCAGCUUUUCUCAAAGCAGCACUGUCCUGGCCCCCCUGUUUUUGAAGAGUUUACUGAUACUUGUGGCAAAAUUUCGGGGCUCAAUCCCUGAGACUGGAGAGAAACGAGUAGCUCCGUGUAUCGCUGUGAUUAUGGUGAGUUGCAGGGUGAACCCGCAAAAGAAAGACGGCAGAGAGGGUGAUGUGAUCCAUUAUUUUUUUUUUUUUUUUUUUUUUGGUCCACUUAUUGUCUGCGUUUAACUUGUGUUGGGGACCAUGGCACGGUGGGGGCUCUCACGGUGCAGUAUCCCAGCUCCCUCCGGUUGGGCAUCCCACCUGCCUGGCCGGUCUCGUGGGUGGCCGACACCUUCCUGGCAUUGACAUCGGAAGAGACGAGGUGGUGACAAUGAGCUAAACCAAAAACUUCCAGGUUCCAGCACCGGCCUUGGCACAUUACAGACGUUCCUGUGGUCAGUCUGGGAAAGGGACACCGGUUCCAAACUGGUGGAGCUCGAGCUUGCUUUGGCAAAAAUGCACCUUGUUUAUCUGCUUUUAGAACAGUUGUUGUUUUUUGUUUUGUUUUUUUUUUUCUUCCACCCCGCCUCCCCAUCCUAAGUUCAUACAGCAUACUGCUACACCCCUGCUGGUAUUUCAGGGAUGAGUGAAAUUAAUGUAAAAUUAACGUGAGUCAGGACCAGUGUGUGUUUGCCGUUCCUGCCCUGUAAUCCCAGGUGAGCCAGUUCACUUUCUGGAGCUCUGGUUUUGCUGUAGGUGAACAGGGAGCAGCAGCAUCUGUUCACGCUGCAGCCAGGUUGUAAAAAUAAGUGGGUUGGGGUUUUU
Molecule: messenger RNA, 8219 nt
Organism: Falco peregrinus (peregrine falcon)
Lineage: Eukaryota; Metazoa; Chordata; Aves; Falconiformes; Falconidae
Product: D(1) dopamine receptor-like
Exons: 1
Coding region: 4137-5501 (454 amino acids)
Biological process (GO): adenylate cyclase-activating adrenergic receptor signaling pathway; vasodilation
Cellular component (GO): plasma membrane
Molecular function (GO): dopamine neurotransmitter receptor activity; G protein-coupled receptor activity
Source: RefSeq, a predicted model, not a curated record